This is a messenger RNA of Osmerus eperlanus (European smelt), 2937 nucleotides long. RefSeq names its product zw10 kinetochore protein (gene zw10). NCBI's taxonomy places the organism in Eukaryota, Metazoa, Chordata, Actinopteri, Osmeriformes, Osmeridae. The transcript has 16 exons. Bases 241 to 2574 code for a protein of 777 amino acids. The record is from RefSeq and is a predicted model, not a curated record. Gene Ontology annotation, cellular component: chromosome, centromeric region; nucleus; RZZ complex. Gene Ontology annotation, biological process: endoplasmic reticulum to Golgi vesicle-mediated transport; mitotic spindle assembly checkpoint signaling; mitotic cell cycle.
AAAUCACAGGGUUCUACCAUACAUGUAGCAAUUGAAAACAAUACUUCCUGAACCUCUUAUUUUACCUGAGCACGGUUAAAACGGCGUACCGGCUCACCGCGGGGUCGUCCGGGAUGACUAAACCAAAACUACAGUGAGGAUUACGAGAGAGCGGGCUGCAAAAGUUCCGCCUGACUGCGACAACAUCUGGUCUACAUAGUCUGAAGUUAACUUGCUAUCCAGCUAGCUGCUGUAGCAAGAAUGGCGUCUUUUGUUACAGAAGUGCUAGCAAGCUCUGGAAAACUAGAAAAAGAAGACCUCACCAACAAAAUAAGCAAGCUGUCACGGAAAGUGGAGGAAACAAAGGAAGAGGUAUGCGACAUGAUCAACAAGAGAUACAACGAGUUCCUUCCCAGCAUGCAAGGGGCCGAAGCUCUAGUGGGACAAGUGGAGGAGGUCUCCAGGGAGAUUAGCACGCUCCAGAACUGCAUUGAGACCGAGGUACAGGAGAACCUCCACGAGGCUGUGACAGAGUAUGCAAAGUUGAAACAGCAGCUGGAGAGAAACACAUCAGUAAUCGCCAUGCUCAGACACCUUGAAGAGUUUCACAACGCGAUGGAGGAGUUUCACAAGGCUCUGCAGGAGAAGAAGUACAUCCUCGCAGCCCAACAGUUAGAAAAGGAGCGGGCCAGUGCCGAGGCGCUGAAGGCCUGGAAGUGUUCCCAGCUGCCCCUGCUACGCUCCCUGAGCGCUGAGCUCACCGUCCAGAGAGAGACCCUCAUCUACCACCUGGGGGAGGAGUGGAAGAGCCUGGUGGUCUGGAAGCUGCCCCCCUCCAAAGAGCUGACGGAUGUGACGUCGUUCCUGAAGACGGAGCUGCAGCUGAGCCCUGGGGGGCGUGACGACUCAGAGCCAGGCCCCUCCCCCCUGGUGUCUGGCCCCUCCCCCCUGGUGUGCUGCGUGCUGCAGGCUCUGGACAUCCAGGGACAGCUGCAGCACAAAGUCAAGCUCUUCAGCCAGGUGCUGUUGAAGUACCUGCUGAAGCCUCUGAUUUCGUACCCGUGCCUGGGUGUGGCGGUGCAGGAGCAGCCGGGGAGGAACACCUGCGUGGUGCUGCAGAGUCAGGAGAGCUCCGCGCCGCACCCCAGCCCCUCCCAGGUCUACAGCAAGACCCUGCUGGUGCUCAGGACCCUGCACACACACCUGCUGGAUGUUUCUGUGGGAGAGAAGAAGGUGUCUGCCCUGCUGGGGGACCUGAUCUGGGCGGAGAUAUCUCACUGCAUUAUACACGAGUGCCUGUUGUUCUCCAUACCUGCCAACAGCACACAGCUGGAGAAAUACAGCGAGGUGAUCCAGGAGACUGAGGAGUUUGAGAGGAGCCUGAGAGACAUGCAGUUCCUGAGCGCUGACUCCACAGAGCUGCUGCGCUACGCCCGCGAUGUCAACUCCCACUUUGCCAGGAAGAAGUGCAAAGACGUCAUUGUGGCGGCGCGCACACUGAUGACCUCAGAGAUGCACAACACCGUCAAAAUCAGCCCAGACACCAGGCUGUCCAUCCCCAAGCUGCCGGAGCAGGCGGGGGGCCGGGAGCCCCAGGAGGGCUCCAGGAGGGGCCCCCAGCGCGAGCCCGCCCAGCUGGAGAACGUGCAGCAGCUGGGGUCGGGGAGCCUCCGUCUGCCCGAGUGUCGGAUCAGCGAGUGGGUGCAGCAGCUGAUGGAGCUGGCCCUGCGCACGCUGUCAGAGGCUGUGGACAGCUCCAGCCGCUGUGCUACACAACUGUUCUUCACCGUGAGGAAUAUAUUCCAGCUGUUCUACGACGUUGUACCUACAUAUCAUAAGGAGAACUUGCUGAAGUUCCCCCACCUGGCAGCCAUCCAGCAUAACAACUGCAUGUACAUCGCCCACCACCUGCUCACCCUGGGGCACCAGUUCAGACCUCACCUGCCCGAACCGCUCAGCGAAGGAGCCGCCACCUUCGUAGACCUGGUGCCUGGCUUCAGGAAACUGGGUGCCCAGUGCUUCCUGGCCCAGAUGAACGUCCAGCGAGCAGAGAUGCUGGAGCGCCUGUCCACCGCCCGUAACCUGGCCAACCUGGAUGACACUGACAACUACACAGCAGCCAACAAGGCUGUCCGGCAGGUGAUUCACCAGCUGAAGAGGUUGGGGACCGUCUGGAAGGACGUUCUGCCCGUAGACAUCUACUGCAAAGCUAUGGGAACACUCCUAAACACGGCCAUAUCUGAGGUCAUGGCCAAGAUCAUGAUGUUGGAGGACAUCUCCACUGAGGACGGAGAGAACCUGCACACACUCUGUCAGACCAUCAUGGAAGAAGGGCCUCUGGUGUUCACGCCGCUGGCUGAGGACAACAGGAACAGGAAGUACCAGGAGCAGGUUCCUGUGUACGUGAAGAAGUGGAUGACCUUCAGGGAGCUGGUGAUGAUUCUGAGAGCCAGUCUGCAGGACAUCGUGGACAGGUGGGCGGAGGGCAAGGGGCCGCUGGCGGUGGAGUUCUCCAGCUCGGAGAUGAAGAGCUUGGUCAGAGCUUUGUUCCAGAACACGGAGAGGAGAGCGCUGGCUCUCGCCAAAAUCAAAUAGAUUCGUACUCUAAGACUCUUUCGCUUCUGUUUGGACAAACAAGAGCUACAUGAAUGCUGCCGAACUUUUCCCUGUCUGCACAUUAAAACAUGCUCAUUGAAAGCUUUGUUCACGCUUACUUUUCUUAAGUUGUGAAGUACAUUUCAGUUGUAUUCAUUUGCUAUUAUAUAUGAUGUAACUAUUUUGCAUAUAAACUGUAGUUAUGAAUGACAUAAGUUUGUCUAAUGAUUGUUUAUUAAUCAGUAAUUCCUCUACAUUCAGAAAAAUAUCAUGUCCCCUAUGAAAAAUGUGGUCGAAAAUAAUGUAUCGUAAAUACAUAGUACAUUUUAAUCUUUGAACCAUUAAAAUAUUUUUUUAUAUGUA